GAACUUCUAUGUGAUGAGCCUACUCAAUGGGAUUCAACAUACAUUAUGCUCAAUCUGUCCCAGGCUAUUGAUUGCUACCUCACAACUCAAACUAGCUUAUCCAAACAUGGAUUGAGUCUGAUGGAGUGGAUGGUCUUGCAAGACCUUGAAGUGAUUUUAGAGGUACCCCACACUUGCCAACAAUCAAUGUCCAGUGAAAAUACACCUAUGCUGAGUGGUGCAGUCUCUGCCUUAGAACAUCUGAUG
Messenger RNA from Suillus subaureus, 246 nucleotides. RefSeq lists its product as uncharacterized. The annotation marks the transcript as partial. The record is from RefSeq and is a predicted model, not a curated record. The transcript has 3 exons. Lineage: Eukaryota; Fungi; Basidiomycota; Agaricomycetes; Boletales; Suillaceae.